AUGGAGCCGCAAAGCGAAGAACUGCCGCCAGAGCUGCAGGCGCCUGACUUCACACUACUGUUCCGACUCAGCUUCUUAAUUCCUUUUGCCGCGUAUUUGGCCUUUUUCCGAUACUCCAGCCAGUUCGUCUCCACUCACAUGUGGAAGUCUUUCACAGGCUUCAAGUGAGUCAGAAAACAAAGAAUAAAUGAAGUUCCACGCCUUUGAUUGGAUCCCAAACUCUAACCUCAUCAUCUUCUAAGAAAGUCCGAAGAGUCUUUCACUGACUGAACCUUUUUCAGACGCUACCGACUGAACAACCUAUCGAUUUGCUUCUUCCACGCCCUUAUAGUAGGCACAUUGACCCUAGUUGUACUGUUUACUCAUAAAAAGGAAGCAUUCAACGAUAUUACCCACUACUGGAGUCCAUGGGUAGCGCAGGUGCCCAUAAUGUCGAUCGGUUAGUUGUCGUGGUUUAUGAUUUCGAACUAAGUCUUCAGCAUACUUUGUGCAAGACGCCCUCGACAUGGCCAAACACGAAUGGUCUCGAUGGAUGGUCGAGCUUCUGAUCCACCACUCCAUCACUUGCGUGGCACUCGUCUCGCCGUUGGUCGCGCACAGGUUCCUUCUGGCGGACUCUUGGGCGCUGCUCAUGGAGUUCAACAGGUUCAUUCCAACUUCCUGCCCGCCAAACAGAUCUAGUUCAGUAUAUUCCUGCAUGCUCGGACGAUAAUGCAGUUGACUGGUCACUCCACGUCACAUCCCAAAACAUUCCGUGUGAUUGUCUACUUGAACCUCGCUUCGUGAGUUGAUAAAAAGAGAUCUGAAGAGUUGUGAAUUACGGAAUUUUCAAAUAGUAGAAACUGACAGCAGAAUUUUAGGCUGAUUCUGAAUCUGAGUUCAAGCAACAUUGUAUGAACCUAAUUGAAGCAUAACGAACUUCCAUGAAAGCUCAAACUUGCAUUGUUUGUCAGAAAUAAGCUUAACAGGAAUCAUUAUCAAAUCUCGAGCGGCUCUUUUCCCACCACAAGAUAGAUUCAGAGUCAGAAACAGUCCUCCUCUCAUUGAGAAAGCUCCAAGUACCGACGACUUUUAUUUUGAGAGAAACCAUUGCAGAUUCAUGUUGUUUCGGAUAGUCUGUCAGCUGAUUUGGGUCUUCUUGGCAUUUUCAAUCAAAAGCCAAAUGCACAACUUCUACAUCAUGAUAGCUCUUUGCGGACCUAUCAUCUUCGCCUUCAUCAACGGAAUGUUGUUCCUGCGUCUCCUCGUCUCUGACGGUUUCUUGCCCGCAAAAUAUCAGAAAUUCUUUUCUGUUAACAGGUUGGCUCUUGCUAUUUCGAAAUUUUAAAAGUUGAAGAAGAUACUAUGCUAUCGGUUUUCUAAUGAGUUUCAAUGUUUUAGUCAAGUUCUUAUCAUCAUUUUCAUGCAAUUGUUUUUAUAAUCUUAGUCACACCGCUAGAGGAUCGACUAGUUCACUGAUAUUUGCCAUACAAAUGAAUUGAUGUACUUUCUUUCAGAGACGCCGAGAGCGACAGGGAAAAGGGGAAACCGACGAUCGUUUCGAAUGCCCAAGUAAUCAACGGAAUCGCCAGAACAGUCAGCAACAACAACGACGGCGAGAAGGCGAAAACCCAAUGA
This is a messenger RNA of Caenorhabditis auriculariae, 1617 nucleotides long. The record is from the annotation of a GenBank genome assembly. Lineage: Eukaryota; Metazoa; Nematoda; Chromadorea; Rhabditida; Rhabditidae.